Lampris incognitus (smalleye Pacific opah) is the source of this 4124-nucleotide messenger RNA. It is a transcript of the gene brat1, whose product is annotated as BRCA1-associated ATM activator 1. The transcript has 12 exons. Gene Ontology annotation, cellular component: nucleus. Gene Ontology annotation, biological process: positive regulation of protein phosphorylation; cell population proliferation; DNA damage response. NCBI's taxonomy places the organism in Eukaryota, Metazoa, Chordata, Actinopteri, Lampriformes, Lampridae. The record is from RefSeq and is a predicted model, not a curated record. The coding region runs from base 1 to 2664 and encodes 887 amino acids.
AUGGACGGAGAGUGUGUGGCGGUGUUGCCCCGUGUGUGUAAAGUAUUGGCAAAUUAUGGAAAAGGUCUUUCCGACGACACAAGCUUAGAGAAAUUAUUGGAUUGGUUCAACGGGCUCACGAAGGCUGGAGGAUCUCUACUGGAGGCCUGCCCAUGCUUGGUUGAGUUCAUAACAACCGUGAUUCGCAAUGCAUCUUCAGAUACCAGUGUCCUCUCCUUUAUUCUCAAACUCACUGGUUUAUUGGUAGCGACUGAAGAGGGCUUCAUAUAUCUUCAGGAGCACUCCACUUUGAGCUUGAUCUAUGACUGUCAGCGCUGGCAGGACUUAGGGCUCUGGGAGGAUCCCUGCAUACGGAUUGGCUGGAUCCAAGGUCUUAGAAGCAUGCUUCAGCACCCACUGGCUCUCCAGUUCCUGGUUAAAGAAGAGCUCAUGAAGCCCCUGCUACAGCUCCAAACAGACACAAGCCUCUUUGUUGCAUCGGCCAGCAAUCAACUGCUUGGCCACAUCCCGGUUUUCUAUCAACCUUUCUCCUCUGAGGAGCAAAAUGGCAUGGAGGAUGAAAGAAAGAAUAAGGAGAGAAUACAUGGCUGUACCCAGGAUCCCGUUACUGUGGGUGCCAAUGUCAAACAACCGGCCCUAGCCGUGGAAACAACCCACGACGAGUAUGCUGCUGUCACUUUGGCAAUCUUGGAGCACGUUAAGGUGUCACUGGUCCUUGGAGAGAGUACUCAUCUCCAUCAGAGCCUCCAGAGUCUCAGACUGCUGAUCCUGAUCCUUGCUCAGGCCGGACCUCCUUUACGGAGCAGGGUGAUCAGGACAGUCUUUGAUUCUCUGGAGGAGCUAGUCACAGCAGGCCACAGCCAGCUCUCACCGCUUCUGAUGGAUGUCCUUCUGACUGCAUAUAGCUCCUCUGACUCUGAUGAACCGCUACCAGAUCGGACAGUCAGCAGCCUCAUAUCACGCAUGCUGGAUACCCUCACACCAUCCGAUCGUAUUCAAGCUGCAGCAGCCAUUCUAGACCAAAACCACCCUAACCCAGUCCACACUGCCAAGGCUAUAGGAUUACUUCUGCUUCCCCUUGACAUUAUCACUGGUGUGUCUCAAGAGAAGAUCAGCGCUCCAUGGAUCUGUGGCGGCCAUGACCUCUCCAUUACUGGCUCUGAUAAGGCGUGCAGGGAUGUGAUUGGCUGUGGCAAGUUGCAGAAGUGUGGUCUCGAGGCUCUGAUGGGUCUCAGCAACAGUCCAGGAGCAAAAGAGAAGCUGAUUGAGGUGUUCACAGUUCUGAUAGAGUAUCUACAUAAUCCUGACUCUGACCCCACUGUACUGCAGAAGUCCUAUCAGGCCUUAGUGAAGUGGAUUAGUGUGUGUACAAAUAUCUUCUCUUUGGGAAAUCUACUCAAACAAGAUCUCCAUACAGUGGUAAGGAAACGUGUGUGUGAUGUCCGCUGGGAGGUUAGAGACUCUACUGUGGAGUUUUUGGGACAGCUGGCAGUUGUUUUUAUCAGCUCAGAAUCAGCCGCGGAAGUGUGUGCAUCUGAAGCUUUACUGGACAGCAAUACUGCACCACUCCUCGUUGAGGCGCUGUCUGAUCCAGAGAGUUAUGUAAGAGCUAGUGCCAUCACAGCGCUGGCACAGACACUGGCACACAGCUGGCGGCAACGGGUAGCACCCACACUGGAAGAGAUUGACAUAGUGCGUAGGCUGGUGACUGUUCUCUCUGAGGACACAGAGGGCUUCGCCAGGAGAGCGGUUGUACGAUACUUUAUUUCCUGGUUUUCAACAUGGUCAACAAAUGCACCUCCUUCAUCGUUAUCAUCCUCUUCCUCACUGUUGAUGAAGUCCAUGCAGUCUGUCCUAUCACAAGGCAGCGCUGACCUAGACUGGGAGGUCAAACUUCACACGCUGGAGUUGGUGCAGCUGCUGCUGGACAAAACAUUUCCAGAGAAGUUUGAAUCGAGGCCAGGUUCAGACGCACAUAGCACACCACUCGUACCAAGUGUGACCCAUCCUCCGCACCCCUAUGCCGUGACUUCUGAAAAGAGCUACAUACUACACACUCACAUGAGUACACAUACGGAUCUGGGUAAAGAAGAAGGAUACCUGGGGGGUCAAGUGUCCAACGUGGCCGGUAUAUUGAGCAGACUGGUAGAGCAGGGGGUAACCUCAGCAUUAGUGAGUGGUCUGUUUGACUGUGACAGACCCGUGGCUCUCAAAGCCUGCAGCCUGCUGUUAAAACUCAGAGACACAGUCUUCUCGCUGUUGCCAGGGGCCCUGGACACAACCUCAAACAUGGCAGCAGCCACAAGGGUGCGCUGUGAGCUGCCAGGAGGCAGCUGCGGGCAGGAGAUCAGGAUGUUACUAGAGAAGAGAUGUGAUUGGAAAGAAAUGGAGGGCUCUUUCGAAGAGGUCAAGGAAAUCGAAUCUCAGGACUGUGACAGAGUGACAGAGGAGAGUGCCAGCAAAGCCGAUGGCAGUGUGUGUGUUGGUGUGAUUGACAUGCUAAAGGCUCUUGAUUUAGAUGAGAGACUUGCCAUUCUUACUGAAAGUAGCGACUACAUCCUGAACUCUCCCCUCUCUCUGCUACAGGACAUACUGACUGCUUGUACACCAAGCACUCAGCCAGAUGCACACCCUGCACGAGAGGUCAUAGUUGACUGCUACUGACACAUGAACACACACAUAAUUCAUUUUUUAAAGCCGUUAUAUAGAAGGUCAUUCUUUUUUUCAACUUAUUGGUGUGUAUGGUGAUAUAUGGUAAUUGUGGUUGUGCAGCAAAAAAAAAAAGAAGGAAAAAAAAAGCAUUGAUUGACCUGGGUUUUACGUAUUGAUGUUUUAGGCAAAGGUUUUCUACGAACUUGCUCAACCAUAUCUGCUAGUUAGGAACAACAGCUUUGCUACUUUUUCAAUCUUACCUGCCUUAUUCUAGCACACUGGACUGCUGUGGUGAAAAUGUAAAACAUCCAUCCAUCCAUUAUCUUAACCGCUUAUCCUGCUCUCAGGGUUGCAGGGAUGCUGGAGCCUAUUCCAGCAGUCAUUGGACGGCAGGCGGGGAGACACCCUAGACAAGCCACCAGGCCAUCACAGGGCCGGCCCACACACAUUCACACCUAGGGACAAUUUAGUAUGACCGAUUCACCUGACCUACUUGUCUCUGGAUUGUGGGAGGAAACCGGAGCACCUGGAGGAAACCCACACAGACACGGGGAGAACAUGCAAACUCCACACAGAGGAUGACCCGGGAUGAGCCACCAAGGCUGGACUACCCCGGGGCUCGAACCCAGGACCUUCUUGCUGUGAGGCGACCGCGCUAACCACUGUGCCACCGUACCGCCCCGGCGUAAAACAAUAUGCACCAAAUUGUUCCUUGGAAAGUCCUACCAAGUCAAGUCAAUUUUAUUUGUAUAGCCCAAUAACACAAAUUACAAAUUUGCCUCAAGGGGCUUUACAGCAACACAACAUCCAGUCCUUAGACCCUCACAUCGGAUAAGGAACAACUCCCUGAAAAAAAACCUUUAACAGGGAGAAAAAAUAGGAAGAUACCUCAGGGAGAGCAACAGAGGAGGCAUCUCUCUCCCAAGACGGCCAGCGUGCAAUGGAUGUUGUGUUUACACAAUUUACAGAAUGCAACACUGAAAGAGGAUAACAGAAUUAUAAUGACAUUUACCAGACGUUAACUAUUUAAUUGAGCGACUACAAAAGUGUACAUGAUUUGGAUAUAUGUUGAUUAGCUAUUGUCUUAUAUAAAGCAACGAUAGAAAACAUUAAAAGAAAAUUGUUUGCAUGCAAAUCAUCGGGGUUGCAGCCUUUGCAAAAUCUUCAAUCUCUGUGUCUAAAAGUUAGUUUUACUGCAAAUUUGACACAGUCAUUAACGGUUUCUACCUCACAGGAUUACUAAAAUGUUUUGCCUUACUGGCUGCCAAUAAAGAUUACAGCUUUGUGGAAGAAUUUGGUUUCAUAGAAAAGAAUACGCUUGUCAUCGUGCUCUCCGGCCGUGGGUAGUACAACCACAGUUUCACUUGUCGACGUAAACAUUUAUAUAUUGUUUGUGGGCGGUCGGAUUUUCUUUGCACGAUUAUGUCAGAGUAUUUCCUGCACAGAGAAAAUACUUUCGCAAUGCAAAGUGA